Messenger RNA from Schistosoma bovis, 5746 nucleotides. The record is from the annotation of a GenBank genome assembly. NCBI's taxonomy places the organism in Eukaryota, Metazoa, Platyhelminthes, Trematoda, Strigeidida, Schistosomatidae.
GAGAACGUUACUAUUACCACUUAAUAGUUUCGUUUACUAGAAUUUCAGCGAUCCAUACUCUCAUCAUAUGGUACUUUGGGAUAUUCGUCCGUCCGUGAUGGUAUUGCCUAAAAUCUAAUCAAUAAAACACAAUGGCUGACAUUAGUAAAUCGCUUGAUGACAAUGUUGUCAUUUCACGUCGUACGUUGAACACAUUUGGUGGCGUGUUUUGCUCUGUAACGUUAUCCCAGUUCAGUAGCGUGAUAUUUCUACGUUUAGGGUUUAUUAUUGCUCAUGCUGGUUUGCUGGAAAGUAUAUUACAACUAUUACUAUCCUAUUUCAUCCUGUUGCUGACUGUAUUUUCUAUAUGCGCAAUUAGUACAAAUGGGGCAGUUGAAGGAGGAGGUGUAUAUUGUAUCCUUUUCUAUUGUAAUUAGAAGUAUUCGUAAGAAAAUGAGUCGUUCAGUGCUUUUCAUGCUCAAUUUUUCAUUUAACUUGGCAUUUCAGAUUGUUUUUAAUUGUAAGAAAUCUGAUUAGAUCUUGUCAUUCGUAUAUAAACGUACUAAUCACAUAUUUUUUCACCAUUGUGUAUACAUGUACACGUGUAUCGAAGGUGGCUUCAGCUAAACUGAAUUGUUAAAGAAGUAUUUCAUAUUUAUUUCAAAUUUGUGGUGAUACUGCUUGUAGGAAAAAUAGUUUAACUGACUUAUUAAUUUUCCUGAUUACUUCUGGAUGAAGUGGUUUUUCUAAAAGAGUUUGUCAGGCAAGGUGAACUGUUCUCGUAGGAAGAACUAGUUGUUAACCAAUGGAUUAGAGUGGUGACACUUUAAUCAAAUUUCAUUUGGUAAAGAUUUUUAAAAUUAUUCAUUAUGGAUCUGAUAGUGCCUACACAUGAAGGAAGCAAUUAAGUAAUUGAAUUGAAUAUGAAACCAUUCAGAAGUUUCACUAGUUAUGAUAUAUAAUGUUGAUAAUAAAUCUGAUGUUUUGAAAUUAAGUCAAGGGUAACUGCUUCGUUAUAGCAAUAUCAUACCUGAAACUGGAAUAAUAUUGUCAUAGUAUAUUGUAAAAAUCUAGUCUAUGUUCUCGAUCAUAUACUCUGGUUGUAAUGAUUCAGAAUGAUCACAUUAACAGUGUUUCUUCUAGUCGUUGACUCUGUGAAUCAUGAGGUUUCCCGAUAAUAAUGCAUACAUACCAUAUGUUUACCAGUUUAAAAAUUUUCGCAUAUUGUAUAGCUAACCAUAAACAAUGUGUAGCGGCCUGCGUUACCAUACUUUAUCAAUAACAGGUAGAGGAAGAGCGAAUAAGUCAAAAUCUCAAUGUAAUUUUCAUAGUAUAGAUUAUGAACUCAUCUUAGUUAAACUAUUAUUGGAAACCUAGUAGUGCUGGACGGUUUUUGACAGUUCAUGGGAUAAUAUUAUAAAUCUCAAUCUAAACAAAGGUAAGGAAUGAAUAAAGAUAUUGCAUUGGGACUGAACAAUUGAUUCCGACUACUACUCAAGCAACCAGAAAGCUUGCCACUCCAUGAACGCCUCUAUCUAAUAAUGACUUCACUGACUGUUAGGGUUUAUUUGUUUAGACACGUGUAGCUUUCUACAUUGUUUCUACUCCAGCCAACAUUGCUUCGGAGGAGUCUAUGGCCAAACAUGUCUUAAAUGCACUAACUGACUAAGGUUUUGGUUCUUAUCAACCGACUUACAGCCAUUAUAUAAUACUCUAUGACGAAACUGAGUAUCGCGUAGAGUUGUAUUCGUUCAGUUCAUUCAAGCUUUUAUUCAAAGUGAAGUAGUUAUUACGGUAUAUAUCAAUACGUUUUUGUGUUUUCUGAAAUUGUUUUCACAUAUUAACUGUAACUGAUUUCCUUGAUGGAAAAAUCAAUUAGUCAUGCUUAGUAGGACUUUAGGCCCUGAAUUCGGUGGAGCUAUUGGAUCGAUAUUUUUCCUCGCACAAGUUUGUAGUGCUGCUUUGUAUAUAGCGGGAUUAGUGGAAGCUGUGCUCAUAAAUUUUGGUCCUGGAGGUAUUUUAUUCGAUGGGGUACUACCUGGUGAAAAUCACUGGUGGAGUUACCUGUAUGCCAUAGUUAUUCUUGCACUUUGUAUGUCUAUCCUAUUAAUUGGUAGUCAAAUGUUUGCUCGUGCUCUGUACUUCAUUCUUGCAGUUGUGGUUAUUGUUAUUAUCUGCGUAUUUGCUAGUUUCUUUCUACAACCAAAAUUGAUACCUUUGCCAAGAUCUAAUUCGCUUAUUUAUAAUUCAUCAACAUCAAAUAAUAUAACUAUAUUUGCCGAGUUUACUGGCUUAAAUGGGAAUACAUUCAAAGAAAAUAUUUAUCCUAUGUAUUCAAAUGAUUAUACCACUGGUUCAUUGACGUCUUUCGUCAUUGUUUUCUCCGUAUUAUUUUCUGGUGUAACUGGGAUAAUGAACGGUGCAAAUGUAUCUGGUGAAUUAAAGAAUCCUUCUCGUUCAAUCCCUUUGGGAACUCUAUCUGCUUUACUUUGUACAUUGUUAACUUAUCUCGUUAUGAUGAUAUUCUCAGCUUCUUCUAACAGCCGAUAUCUGUUAUUAAAUAACAAUAUAUAUAUGCAAUCAAUUAGUUUUUGGCAACCAAUCGUUGUAAUAGGUGUUUUUGCCACUACAUUAUCAGCAGCUUUAGGCAAUCUUAUUGGAGCUUCACGUAUAUUGGAGGCGAUAGCUCGUGAUGAAUUAUUUGGUCGACUUCUCCAUCCAGCAAAAUGGACCACAAAACGUGGAAAUCCGAUAGUGGCAGUCCUUUCUGCUGGGUUUCUUUGUUUGUUAAUUUUACUGAUUGGUAGAUUAAAUGCUAUCGCUCCACUUGUAUCUGUUCUAUUUUUACUGGCUUAUGCUUCGGUGAAUUUGGCCUGUGCUGGUUUAGAUGCUGCCUCACCACCAAAUUUCAGACCAACAUUUCGUUAUUUUAACUGGAUCACUUCAAUUUUGGGAAUGAUUGGUUGUUUCAUUAUGUGUUUAUUAAUUCAACCAAUUUAUACGGUAGUCGCAAUUAUUGUUUUAGGUCUACUUGUAUUUUCAUUAUAUCAGCGGCAUUUAGAAUCGUCAUGGGGUAAUAUUGGACAAGCGCUUCUAUUUCAUCAAAUCCGUAAAUAUUUAUUAUUGUUGGAUUCCCGUAAAGAUCAUGUUAAAUACUGGAGACUCCAAUUACUGUUACUUGUUGCAAAUCCACGUUCGUCAGCCUCACUUGUUCAAUUUAUGAAUAGUUUGAAAAAAGGUGGUCUUUAUGUAGUUGGUCAUGCAAUUUGUGGUGAUCCAGAUGAGUUCGUCGACCAAUCGGAUCCAUGUCUAAAUCAGCGUUGGUAUUGGACACAAUAUGUGAAAUAUUUGAAAACUAAAGCAUUUGUAGAAAUAACAAUUGACCGAAGUGUACGCAGAGCGAUAUCACAUCUUAUUCGAAUUUCUGGUUUAGGUGCAAUGCGUCCAAAUACAGUGUGCUUGGGAUUUUAUGAUGAUAAGCCGUCAAUCGAUGUUUUAGCUAGGAUUUGGAAAGAACGUAAAGUAAAAAAAUUCAGUUCAUGGCCAAAUCAUAUUCAUUCAUAUAAUUCCACGGAAUUAAUCAUUAAUAAUAAUGAUGCCCAAACGACAAAUGCUUAUUUAAGCAGCAGUGAACUAUUAGCUAAUUUCGGUUCAGUUCCGAAUCAGGAUUCAAAUUCUAUUUUUGUCAAUCAGAAUAAUACAGAUAAUCAAUUUUAUGGUGACCAUCGUUCUGGUCGUCUUACCUCGCAGGAAUAUGUCAGCAUUAUUCGAGAAAUUCUCAAUAUGGAGACCAAUGUUGUACUUGCUCGAAAUUUCGACAGAGUAAUUUUUGAUGAAGGUAUGUCUGGUUGGGAUGCAACUCGACGCUAUUUCCGUAAUAUUUUUCAUACAAAUAACCGUUCACAACGGUUAAAUUCAAAUUAUAAUAAUGGUUAUGAUGCAGGUACAGUGAUGGAUGUUACUAAUUCAAUGUCUGAGAAUAAUCCAUAUAUAGUAGACACUUCAAAAGUUAUAUUCUUUGAUAUAUGGCCAAUUAAUCUUCUUGGAUUUUAUGGUGAGAAUUUAAAUCUACCAUCAUCUUCAUCACACGAAGAAAUUUACAAGCAAGUGAUUGAUCGUACUGGUCUUUUCCUCUUACAACUUGCCUGUUUAGUCGCUAGAUCACCCUAUUGGCGUAAACGUCGUCAUCCACCAAAACUACGUGCAUUUUUUCCACAGUUACGUACAAUGAAUCCACCUAAUGGAGAGGUUGUUACCGUAACUGACAAAGCACGUUCUCAAUUAUCAACUUUGUUGAAAAAUUUACGAAUUCCUGCAGAAAUACAUCUGGUUGAUAUGGAUAGUUCAAUGAUGAAAAAAAAUUCAAUGUUGAAAAAUAUUGAUGAUAAUAUUAAUAAUAACAGAAGAAUAAUCUGUUUAAACCAAUUAAUUCUGUCUCAUUGUCAUCCGAAUACAACAGCUUUAUUUCUCUAUUUGCCUAAACCAAGUUCAGAUUUAUCAUUAGCUGAUAUUUAUUUGAAUCAAUUGAAUAUACUAACCGAUACGUUACCGCCAACAUUGUUAGCUCAUGGUUUACAUGAGGUCACUUCAGCUGAACUGUAAUGAUUUAUUUUUGAUUUUGUGUCUUAAUAAGAGUUUAAAAAUGAGUGGGCAACAACAUAUGUAUUAUGUCUAUCUAGUUGUUUUUUCUCUGAUUGAAUUCAAUAUUAAUUAUUUGUGUGUCUGCGCAUACAUGUAUGUCCCUUUUGGAUUAAUACGGUGUUUUUUGCCAAGUGUCUAUGCCUUAUUUACUAUUUCGUUAACGCAACAAGAUUAUAGUUGCCUUCCUUCAGUAUUUUUUUUAUAUUCACAUUUCUAUGAAUGGCUAACAAUUUCACAGUAAUUUUUAUUGUCAGUAGUGAGAUUCAACCAAAUGAUCAUUACUUUAUUAAUAAACAUAAACUGAGUCAUAAAAAUCUAUGAUUACAAAGUGUUUAUCAUCAGAUAAAUGAUGAAAGUACAGUUUUUGUUAUUCAUAUCUUAUCUUAUUAAAUAAAUAAUUUCUCACACGCAUUGUUGGUUGUUUGAAGCCUAAAUUUGCUAGAUUGAGUAAUGAAAAAGAACAGUUACAAUUCUUCUACUAAAAAAACAGUUUGUUUCAAAUGUUAAUAUUUACCAUUACUUCAAUUGAGUGUUUAUUUCUUAUUGUGAAUUCAAAAUAUAAUUAGUCUAUGUUGAAUUACAUAUAUUAACACAUACACACACGCGUAAGGCAUGUUUAUGAACAGUCUGUUCAUGUUCCAAUCAUCAAUACAAUGUACUUCGUUGACCUAAUUGCUAUUUAUAGAUGUAUUUUGAUAAAUAAUGAUGAUUAGAGAAUAAGAACUUGGAUAGAAAAUCAAAAAAAAUAAACAGCAACAUCUAAAUAGCAUGUUGAUUCGUGAACUUUAUUAAUUGUCUGAAUGUAAUCAACCUAAUUACAUUUAAUCGUUUCUUUCUUCACUUUUUUAUAUUGUCAUGUUUAUAUGAUUUUAACUAAAUUUAUGGAUUUUGUAUUUUAAUAGAUGUGCAUUCAUUUUUCUCUUCUAAUCAGAAAUUUUUAUUUUUGGUCAACUACAAUUGCUUUAUUUUUUUCUUUUCAAUUACGAUAAAUACAAAUAUAAACGGUGACAACUAAUUAAAACGUUUAUUAUAACAGAAAUGCUUGUUUAUUUUAUUGCGUAAACGAUGGUAUUAGUUAUUAGCAAUAACUGAUGUUCAUAUUUUCAUGAUACAAAUUAUUUACUUG